AUGAUCGACAGAUACAUGUUGUUGAGGCUCAACCCGGAAACAGUUGUGAAGCCCGACGCCCUGACACUGUACACCGUAUUCAUGGGCCCAUGGAACUGGAAGCAGGGAAUGGCAAAUAAAUUGGCCUCGCGGAUCGAGAGUUCGUACGCAAUGGCGGCGCGCAACCUGACGCAAGAGGAGGUCGACGCGAUCGUUACGCACUCGUCUCGGCACGUGUACCACCAAAGACUGGCCAUUCCAGCGGCGUCAGUGGUUUUGACCGCCUACUGGGCCAACAACCUCCACAAAGCAGGGCACUGGUCGCCCGGCGACUCGCCACUGAAGCUCUUCGCUACGGCGCAAAACUGGGCUAGGAACGGCGGGGCUGGGUUCCGGGGCACAAUUGCUUCGGCCCUGUUCAAGUCGAUUUUCAUCGCCUCCACCACUGUCUUUGGUGUGACCUUCUGGGCCACGUUCUCGCAGACAAUGAACAUCCUUUCCGAUCCGCGCCUAAAGGAUUUCAGGGAAGAUUCGCGCGUGCAGAACCAUGAGGAAGUGCGCAAGCGCAAGGAGCAGGCUGAAUCUCAGCGCAUGCGUGCUAAACGCGCUGGCGGAAAGACCCUAGACUCCCGGAUUCUGCUGGCGCUGGAGGGUGUCGAUUACUCUUUGGGUGACGCCAGUUUUUCCACGAGUCCCGAGUCUGACAGGGACCCCUACUAUAGCCCCGCAUCCCCAGAGCCCGUCUCAGACACCAACUCGGACUACACUACCUCGCGAAAGCCCACACAAUCCACCUCUCCUGAAGUCCCCCGAAAACGACCUACAUACGGCAGCCAGAAAACAACACGAGAGACAGGCAACGAGCCGAGCUCGAACACGGAUUUCUUUGGCAACGAUGACGACGCCAGCCCCACGGCCCCGGAGUACCGCCACACCAAUAUUGAUGGCACUCCUGCUGGUAGCGCCUGGGAGCGAGUCCGCCGACAGGGCACCGCAUCGACGUCCCAGCCUCGUCAGUCUUUCCCGCGAUCGACAACAUCCGAGUCCAGGGACUCUGCGUCACCAACAGACCAGGGUUCAUACGAAUAUACCAGAAAUCGUGAAAAGGAGCAGGCGCAAGCAGAAUUUGAUAAGAUGAUUGAGUCGGAGAGGAACGUCCCCAGUGACAGCCCGCCGCGUCGUCAAGGAUGGUGGUCUUAG
Messenger RNA from Penicillium alfredii, 1179 nucleotides. Its product is annotated as putative endo-1,3(4)-beta-glucanase. Lineage: Eukaryota; Fungi; Ascomycota; Eurotiomycetes; Eurotiales; Aspergillaceae. The transcript has a single exon. The coding region runs from base 1 to 1179 and encodes 392 amino acids. The record is from RefSeq and is a predicted model, not a curated record.